Colius striatus (speckled mousebird) is the source of this 1066-nucleotide messenger RNA. RefSeq names its product non-compact myelin associated protein (gene NCMAP). Gene Ontology annotation, molecular function: structural constituent of myelin sheath. Gene Ontology annotation, cellular component: Schmidt-Lanterman incisure; paranode region of axon; plasma membrane. The record is from RefSeq and is a predicted model, not a curated record. NCBI's taxonomy places the organism in Eukaryota, Metazoa, Chordata, Aves, Coliiformes, Coliidae. The transcript is spliced from 6 exons. Gene Ontology annotation, biological process: peripheral nervous system myelin formation; regulation of myelination. The coding region runs from base 331 to 645 and encodes 104 amino acids.
GCUCCCCGGGCCCGCGGGCGAGGCAACGGGACGGCGGGGUCGAGCCGACGGCAGCCCCGGCCCCGCUGUCCGCCCGCCGAGCAGCCCCCGGCGGCCCCGGCAUCCUCCGUGUCCUCCGUGAGCGGCCCCCGACGGCCCCGGCAUCCCCCGAGGUUGCUCUGGGUUUACAACCGAUCGUACGUGCCGCGGUAAAUUCCCGUCCGUGCAGCAGAGACCUUCAUCGGCAGCUCCAAACCGCGCAGAAGCACGGACCCGGUGCCCCACGGUUUUGUGCUAAACGAGGGCUCGAGCAGUUGUUUGAUGCACUGGAAACGUUUAAGCUGAACCAAGAUGACGACAGCUGCCCCACUGAUCAGCAACACCCAGCUCUCAGCAAACGUCACCACAAAGUCUCAAGAACAGAGUCUCUAUCAAAGUUCUGGAGCAAUAGUUGCUGCCAUUGUAGUAGGAGUGAUUGUUAUUUUUACAGUGGUUCUGCUCAUAUUGAAAACAUAUAACAGGCGCACGAGAGUGAAGCGGGAGCUGGAGCCCAAAGCCACCAAGCCAGGGAUGCCACCUGCCUUAGGGCAGAACAGCAGCAGCCUCUCUCAGCAUCCCACGGUGACCUUCAUACCUGUGGAUAUCCACAUGCACCACAGAUUGUAAUGAGUCCUGCUUUCUCUCCUGGGGAGGAAAAGGUCUGGACACUUUUCCUGUGACUGAAAUCAGCUGGUGGAGGCGUACGGAUCAUGCCGAGGGCAGUGAGCCUUCUCAGAGCUCCGAGUGUGGAGCAGCCGAAUGAACCAAGCCUGUUCCUGGGAGGAAAUGAUGCUCACCCCUGUUUCCUGGAGCUUUUGCUUGCUCAGAGUUUGAGCCUUUUCUGAUCUGCAACGACUGAUGAUAAACUGUAAGGAAAAUCUGGACAUGCAAGUGGCAGCUCAGGCCAAACCUGGGUUUGUGCUGAUUUACUGGAACAGGUUUGUGGUGUCUGAUCCGUGAUGGAUCCUACAGGAACUAUCGAAACCCUAUUUAUCUUCACUCACCUUUUGUGUUUCUAGUGCCACAUGUGUAUGGUUUGAGACAAAAA